AUGAGACUUGGGAAUAAUGAAUACCUUGCUUGUCGCAUACAUUGUGCUAGUCGACGGUCAUUGAGAGAUGACCCUGGAUUUGAUACCUUGAUGGAGGCAAUAUAUCCAGAUGCUGAGAAUUAUGAAGAGGAUAGGCCCAAAGUUGGUAAAGACAUAGCUGCUCCAUCUGCACAAAGAACAUCAUCUCGCAAUUAUCACAAUGCUUAUUCAAGAAGAAAAAGAAACAGUCAGGGCACAGAACCUGAGCGAUCUGAUCCAAAUGGGAGUGAAAAUGAUGAUCAUGAUGAGAACAAAGAUUCUUCACCCCUUAAGGAUGAGCAUGGAACACAAACCAAGUUCAGGAAACGCAGGAGAGAGGCACCUUCUCCUGGACCUGCACUGAAGCCUGAAACACUUACAUGGGGAAGAGGCGGUGUUCGAAGCCACGGUCGACAUGGCAGUGCCAGUGGUAGCAGAAAUGCUCGUAAUACGCGAUUAUCUAAGUUAGUUGAUUAUCUUGAAAGUGCGCAAGCAAAUGAUCACGAGUUAAAUAUCCAUCUUGAGCUUCUUAUUCCAUUAGACAAACAAACGACACCAAGUCUGAAAAAGCCCCAUCUCUGCUGCACGCCAAGCACAUCAGUUGGACACCUCCGUGAAAUAAGACUUGUAGCUCAGGAGACAAAAUCACUAGCCAAAGAUGUUAAAUUCCUGGCGGUAAAGGGAAAUAUUAACCAUUCAAUCUUAAUGGAUGCAUCAAAUAUGCUAUCUUGA
Lycium barbarum (goji berry) is the source of this 750-nucleotide messenger RNA. RefSeq names its product putative E3 ubiquitin-protein ligase RING1a. Lineage: Eukaryota; Viridiplantae; Streptophyta; Magnoliopsida; Solanales; Solanaceae. The coding region runs from base 1 to 750 and encodes 249 amino acids. The record is from RefSeq and is a predicted model, not a curated record. The transcript has 6 exons.